UCCAUCGAAAGGCGCAAACGCAUAACACGUCACGGAAAGCGUGGAACGCUCCAGCGUGGGGUUGAACACGCAAUAUUAACGGAAGCAGAACAUGAUUUUUCGCUUUUAAACGCCGCAACCUAACAAAAUAAGCCCUAAAACACCAAUGACCACAAUGCAAAGUUUAAUUUACGCGCUGUCAUGCUGUUGCAAAUAGUUGAAAAUGUGAUUUGCUAACAUUGAUAUUUUUCCGCGUUUAAUAUCGUCGUCCAGUUGCUGUUAUCUGAUCGCAAAGUCGGAUAUUCCGAUUUCCGCUCAUUUUGAACGUAACGUUGCGGGAUUUCACGGUUGACGUUUUUUUCCUUUUUUGUUCUUGACAAAAUGUCGAGUUAGAUACAUAAUUCCACAUAUGCGUUGUCUUUUGUCCCUUUUGGCUUGUUUUGUCACUUUUUUUUUCGGUUCAAGUCAAACAAGUGACUGGAUUGGCUUGAGUCGAAUGCUGCUGAGUUGUUGUUUUUUUUUUUUUUGUUUUUUUUUUUUUUAAUGCAAUAUGGAUUCACGUGAGGUUGUACACAAAAAUGUCGCCCAGCCGAGAGUACCGGAACAUACUGAGCAGGUGUGUCCGAGAACUCUCGACCUCGGCAAGGUGAUCGGUCUGCUGGAAGACCCCCUGACAACCCACAUGCAGGAGAGGCAAAUAUUCGUGCUGAAGAAGCUGCUGAAGAGGAGAAAACGGGGCUUUCUGCUGAGGGAGCUGGCGAGCGUCUCCAGGAUCCUCGACGUCUGCGGUCAGAAGGCUGACGAGCGGCCGGAAUAUUGCAACAUUCUGUGCGAGGCGCUCCAAAUUUGUAGGCUUCCGUUCCUGAAGGAGAAGACGUCGGACGAGCUCCACUACGCCGAGGACGUCAAGCGGUUGCUCUCUCGCCUCGGUUACCUGAUGCGGGUGUCGGCCGGCGAGGUUCGGCGUCACGUGGUGGAGUCGGUCAAGUCUUACUACAGCUGCUCGCCGCCCGGCAAGGCGCCGCUGGACGGCCCUCAGCCGACGUCCCCCGGCUACCGACUUCAGCUCUUGGAGCGCAGCGACCUGGCCAAGACGCUCUUCCUGUCCCUGGCGGCGCUGGGGAAGCAGCCCGCCGUCAAGCUGCUGCUGCUGCAAACGCUUCAGAUGCUCUCCAGCACGUCCGACAUGAACUGCGCUUUGAUGCUGAGCGUGCGAGGGGCCGAGAGCGUUUGUCUGCGCAUGAACGAGGCGGACCCGACCGGACUGAUCCUGUUCCACUCCUCGGAAAUCCUCUGGAACCUUCUGGAGCGGGGCGACAAGUCUGAGGUGGCCGCCCAGCUCGGCAGCUUGGAAUGCGCCAUCUCUCUAAAAGAAGCCUUCACCCGCGUCGCGCUGAACGCUUCCCGACACGCCGACCUGCAAGUCCGCAACGAUCUGCUGGUGCUCACCACCCUCUUCGCCGAGAACUCCUGCGCUCUGCUGAUCGAGAGCCUCUUUGCCAAGCAGCUCGUCGGGCUCAGCACAUUUCCUGAACUGAAGAACGGGAACCCUUUCGCGGUCGAGCUGAAGCUGACGUACAACAUGGAGGACUUGCAAAUGAAGAAGCUGCUGUUAAAUCUGCUGGUUGUGAUGUCCGGAGAUCCCGCGAGCCUCCAGAUCUUCAGGGAGGAACAAGUGAUACUGGCCCUGCUGACCCUGGCCAAGGCACCCGCCGAACCCUCGGAGGCGAAGCCGGGAUCUCGCCACUGGUCGUCCGUCCAGCUGGAGGAGCUCCAGUUGCAGGCUCUGGCAGUCCUCUCCACCGUGGCUCCGCUGGUGCUGGACCACUACAUGUCCUGCUAUGGCAAUGUGGCCCUGCUGGACCUGCUGGAUUGGUGCGCAAGCCCAGACGCCUUCUCCGGCCAAGGUCACAGCUUCCAUGCCACUGGAGGCCGAGGCAGCAAGAAGGCGCACAUGCGCUACUGCGUCAGACUGUUGAGAUCUGUCACCUCGCUGGCUCACAAGACCCUCAACCAAGACCUGUGCGACCAGGGGACCAUACACAUACUUCUAGGCCUUCUGAUGCAGAUGGAGUCGAACCCUGGUGAGGAGGACUCGAUUACCGUGGAGAUGAAGUCAGACAUGCAGAUCAUCCUGGCGGCUCUGUGUGAGGGCGACAUGCACAAAAAAGAGCUGUUUGGCGCCGAGGGCGUGGAAAUGACCAUCCACUUCCUGAGGAGAGGCGCCGGCAUGUUCUACAGCGGCCUUGGACACAACAAGCUUCUUCUGUCAACUAUGGUGUGCUUGCGCACCUGCAUCGUGGGCUGCUACACCACAGAGGAUUGGUUCUUAGCCCGUGACGGCGUGCUGAUUCUACUCGACCUACUCAGUUCGAGUCCAAAGUGUGUGCACGGCGUGGUUCUGGCCACCCUGCUGGAACUGUGCGACAACCAGAACACAAUUCCUCACAUCCUGAGGUGGAGCGACAGCGCCGGCCGAAUGGCUCCGAGUCUCCUCCUGAGAGUUUGGCGGCGGGAGGAAGAGGAGCUGGGAGUCGCCCGAAACCAACACGGCGGGAUCUCAGAUCCCAGGCAGCCCGUCCUGGCUCCUCGCAAGUUGGCGGACGCAGACCUGAUGUCAACUCUGGACACGCAGAGUGCUGCCGUGCUAGAGAUGCGAGAGAACCCGAUGUCCAAGAUUUACUUGAUCUUCUGCAGAAUCGGUUUCCAGGACCUUCCAGGAUUGUCCGUAAGAGACAGAGUGACCUUGAGUAUCAUCAAAAGGUACCUUGACUUCAAGGUGAGCGAGGUGUGGGACGAGAUCAGCCGCGAGCUGAGCCUGGAGGGCGUCCGGCCCGUCACGCCGGACCUCGAGACCCUGCGCGCCGCCCGGCAGAUAUCGCAGCGCACGGCCGAGGCGGUGGCCGCCGAGCAGGAAGAAGUCUUGCGGCAAUACAACGAGGAGGCCUGCAAGGAAGAGCGACUUAUUUAUCAAGAGAUGAAAUCUCACUGGAAGCAACGUCAGCUCACAGCCAAGUCGUGGAGCAGCUUCGUCUCCAAGACGUCCAACUACGACAUCCUCAAGGAAAUCAAACUAGAGCGGGAGAAACACGUGGAGUCCAUCAGGACCGGGCCGGCGGACCGGCACCCCCAAGAGGUUUUUAUCGGGCGGCUCAAGGUGGCCGCGGACGGCGUCAACCUGACGGUGUCCCAAACGCCCGUCACGGCGGCGGCGCACCAGGAAGCCUUGCUGGCCUGGCGUCAGCCGCACUACUUCCUCUAAAAGAGCCACGCCUGUUCUUCUUCUUUUGUAUCGAACGUGACCGAAUUGCUGGAUUCAAACUCAUCGGUAGAGUUUAAAAUUUGCGAUGCCAUUUGAAGUGACUUCCUUUGAGUAUGUACAUUGAUUACUAAUUGCUGAAAUAUGUGACUGUCUGAUUAUUUUCAACAAAAAGAGGACAUGGUUGCGCAGAAAAGGCUUGGAAAAAUGCGCAAAUUUUACAAGCUCAGCAACCCUGGAGCGAUGCAAAGCACUGCGACUUUAAAAGUUCAGUUCAGCGUCGUUUGAUUUUGAACCUCCAAUAAAAUAAAAAACAAAAAAAGUAAGAUUGUACAACAAUAUUGACAGGCAUAUAUUCUUUAUCCUUUGUGAAGAACAAAUUGUAUCACUGCACUUUACAAAGCAAUUGGGACCAUCUCCUUCAUGUAGACAUGCGUGUGCGUGUGUGUGUGUAUAUAUAAAAUAUGGAUUAUACUGCCCUCACGUGGUCGAGUCACAUACAACAGAAGGCAGCAUGAUGUCUGUUGAAGUGAUGCAAAGAAAUGAAGAAAAAAAUGGAUUUUUUUUACAUUCUAAUGAAUUGCAUUGACUGAAUGUUUUUUAAGAUGCCAAUAUUGUAAUUAAUAUUAAUAAAGUGUUGAUAAUUUA
This is a messenger RNA of Syngnathoides biaculeatus (alligator pipefish), 3886 nucleotides long. Its product is annotated as cilia- and flagella-associated protein 69-like. The coding region runs from base 530 to 3241 and encodes 903 amino acids. Gene Ontology annotation, biological process: response to odorant; olfactory behavior; positive regulation of flagellated sperm motility. NCBI's taxonomy places the organism in Eukaryota, Metazoa, Chordata, Actinopteri, Syngnathiformes, Syngnathidae. Gene Ontology annotation, cellular component: non-motile cilium; sperm midpiece. The transcript is spliced from 23 exons. The record is from RefSeq and is a predicted model, not a curated record.